UGGCUGGCCUUAUACAAGGCUCCCACCCGCCAAACUCCCCCUCAGCCAACCUUGCCUGUAUAGCUGUACUGUGGUCCCCACCCGCCUAAAUCAAACCGUGCUUAAUACUCACCGUAGUACACACCAACGAUGCCCAAGGACACCACCAAAACCAAGCGCAAGGCUGCAGGCAAAUCAGAGGGCAAGGCAACCAAAUCCAAGGCUGCUAAGGCCAAGGGCGCUCCUAAACGUGCUCUUUCCGCAUACAUGUUCUUCAGUCAAGAUUGGAGGGAAAGGAUCAAGACUGAGAACCCAGAUGCUGGUUUUGGUGAGGUUGGCAAACUACUAGGUGCCAAGUGGAAGGAGCUUGACGAGGAGGACAAGCAGCCUUAUAUUGAUUUGGCCGCCAAGGACAAGACAAGGGCGGAGGAGGAGAAGGCAUCCAUGGCUGCGACCAAAUCUUCGGCAAAAGAGAAAAGUGACGGGGAAGAACCAGCCGAUGAAGAGGAAGAUUAGUGCUGCGUCUCCCCAUCUCCUUGUACAUAUGAAGGCAUUGUUCGCUUUCGUUCUAACAUAAUUGUCAUAAGCCGUUUGAUGUCAGUUGAGUAUAUUAACUUUCUAUGCGAAACAUGCGACACUCGUAAUGCACUCCCCACGAGCCCUCGUACCGUUUGCCUUCCUUUUCAUUCGUGUCGCUAUUCAUGUUGUGUGUUUUGUUACACAUUUAUGUUCUGCAUGUUGUCCCUCGCUACUUCAGAAAAGAUUGUAUUUUGUACGAUCAACCUUUCUGUGGCAAGUUGGAGGAGUUGCUUGAAUAAUGAUGAUGGCACACUUUCAUGCAGUC
Molecule: messenger RNA, 823 nt
Organism: Suillus clintonianus
Lineage: Eukaryota; Fungi; Basidiomycota; Agaricomycetes; Boletales; Suillaceae
Product: high mobility group box domain-containing protein
Exons: 6
Coding region: 130-495 (121 amino acids)
Source: RefSeq, a predicted model, not a curated record